AUGUCAGACCCUGCAAAAUACAUCGUGGGCUGGAUAUGCGCCAUAGCGACUGAAUACGUUGCCGCACAAGAAUUUCUUGAUGAAGAGCACGACGGACCAACUUUUGUUUCGUCAAAUGAUCCAAACGACUAUACCCUUGGUAGAAUUGGAGAGCACAACGUCGUGAUUGCCGUCUUACCGGAUGGUGAGUAUGGAACAGCGUCCGCGGCAAGCGUAGCGACGAACAUGUUGAACAGCUUCCCGAACGUCAGAAUUGGCCUCAUGGUCGGCAUUGGUGGCGGUGUGCCAAGUGAGAAGCAUGACAUUCGCCUAGGCGACGUUGUGGUCAGUGCGCCUCGCAAUGGUGAAGGUGGUGUGUUCCAAUAUGAUUUUGGCAAGUCGAUACAAGGCGAAAGAUUUCAGUAUACGCGGUUCUUAAACCAGCCCCCAACGUCAUUACGCACUGCCAUGACGGGCAUACAGGCGCAGUACAGGAGGAAUGGGCAUCAGCUUAAGGAGGCCAUCAACACCAUACUCGAAAAGAACGCGAGAUUACGCCAAGAAUAUGAACGACCGCAACCAAGCACUGAUAGGCUUUUCAAAGCCCAGAUUGUUCAUGAUCCAAGAGGGUGUGCUGCGUUUUGUGCUAGUGACCCUUCAAAUUUAAUACCGCGACAUGAGCGAACCGAACACGAGGAUAAUCCUGCCAUCCACUAUGGCCUGAUUGCUUCUGCCGAUCAGUUAAUGAAAAACGCUUUGACUCGGGAUCGCCUUGCAGCAGAAAAAGACGUCAUCUGUUUUGAAAUGGAGGCUGCAGGGCUGAUGAACCACUUUCCUUGUUUGGUUAUUCGGGGCAUCUGCGACUACUCAGACUCGCAUAAGAACAAGGGCUGGCAAGGGUAUGCGGCGAUGGUGGCGGCGGCAUACGCUAAAGACCUGUUACAUAGGAUUAUCCCUAAUAGGAUUGAGGCUGAGAAGAGAAUUGGUGAUGUCCUAUCUGGCCUCAAAGGUGUUGCAGAAGCGCAUAAGGCUAUUGCGCAGAAGCAUCUUGAGAUACAGGAAAGCACGAUCGAGCGGAAGUGGCUAGAAAAACAAGAAGAAUGUCUUCAAUCGUUUCGCCUCACCACGGGAACCAAAGACGCCACGUACGAGUGGUAUAAGGAUCAUGUGGGAAUCCGAGUAGAGGGCACCUGCGAGUGGUUCCUUAACCACGAGAAUUUCCAAAAGUGGUUGGAACAAGAUUCAGGCCCAUUACUAGUAUCGGCAGACCCAGGCUGUGGGAAGUCUGUCUUGGCCAAAUAUCUUAUUGAUGAUAAACUGCCACAAUUAGCAACUGUCUGCUACUUCUUCUUCAAAGACCAGGACCAAAACACAGUCCGACAGGCGCUUUGCGCUCUACUUCACCAACUCCUCUCGCAAAAGCCAUCUUUGAUCGAUCAUGCUAUGAAUGAAUUCAGCAAAAAUGGGCAAAAGCUAAUCAAUUCGACAAAUUCGCUCUGGAAGAUCUUCGGAGAAGCUAUAAGAGAUCCCCAGGCUGGACCCAUCAUCAUCGUGCUCGAUGCUCUAGAUGAAUGCAUUGAGGCAGAGCUUGAGGACCUGAUACUUAACGUGGAGCGCCAAUUCCGCAAUAACCAGCUAGGUCGUAGAACUUUGAAGUAUCUCUUAACGAGCCGCCCAUAUGAGCAGAUACUAUCUAAGUUCGGGGGUUUAGUACAUUCUUUCCCUACCAUUCGCAUACCCGGAGAGGAGGAAUCGGAUAGUAUAGGCCAAGAAGUCAACCAUGUGAUCGAAUAUCGAGUCGAAAAGCUAGCGAAAGAGAGAUGUCUCUCAGAGCUAGUUAAAAGUCACCUAGCAAAGAGAUUGCUCGAAGUCCCACAUCGUACAUACCUUUGGGUAUAUCUUGUGUUCAACUACUUGAAGACAGAGAAUUUCAAAAAGACACCCAACGGAAUUGAUUCCACCUUCGAAUCACUGCCCAAAGACAUCAAUGAAACAUACGAGCGGAUUCUGCAAAAAUCAACGGAACAUGCCUUGGUUCGGAGGGCCUUUAGCAUUAUAUUAGCAGCAAGUCGACCCUUAAAGCUCUCUGAAAUGAACGUUGCCUUGAAUGUUGAGAGCACAUCGAAGUCUAUUCACGACCUCGAUCUUGAAGAGAACGCAGACUUUAGGGCACGCCUAAGAACUUGCUGUGGAUUAUUCAUUUCCAUUCACCACGACAAGAUUUAUUUAAUUCAUCAAACUGCUCGAGAAUUCCUGCUUACACAUGCUACUUCAGCUGAAAACGCUCCUUCAGACCAACGUUGGCAGCAAUCCAUCGCCAUCCAGGACGCUCACAAGGUUCUUGCUGGAAUCUGUGUAUUAUACCUGGACUUCCUCAAUAAUGAUAAUGUUGACACAGACGCAUGCAUAGAAAGUGGUCAGAUCUUCGACCAGUACACUUUCUUCGAUUAUUCCGCCAAGAAUUGGGGCACCCAUUACCGCCAGGCUGGUAUUCGCAUUGAUUCCGAUAUUAUACCUUCAACUUUGAGGAUAUGUAACCCAAAUUCAAAGAGCUGGUCAUCCUGGUUCACCCUUUAUUUUGAGACCACGGGCUAUGGAUCCACUAAAAAUUUCACCAGUCUCUUGAUAUCGUCCUAUUUUGGGCUCGAGGCAGUAGUGAUGGCACUUUUCGAGAGGGGCGCUGACUUCGAGUCGGAAGACAAUUAUGGCCGGACGCCGCUGCUAUGGGCUGCACGGAACGGGCACGAGACCAUCGUCAAGCUAUUACUUGAGAAGGGCGCUGAUUUUGAGUCAAAAGAUAAAGAAUAUGGCCUGACGCCGCUGCUAUGGGCUGCAUGGAACGGGCACGAGACCAUCGUCAAGCUAUUACUUGAGAAGGGCGCUGAUUUUGAGUCAAAAGAUAAAGAAUAUGGCCUGACGUCGCUGUUAUGGGCUGCACGGAACGGGCACGAGACCAUCGUUAAGCUGCUACUUGAGAAGGGCGCUGACUUCGAGUCAAAGGAUAAUCUUGGCCGGACGCCGCUAUUAAUUACUGCGGAAAUUGGGCACGAGGCUAUCGUGGAGCUGCUGCUCGAACAGGGCGCUGACUUCGAGUCGAAGGAUAAUCUUGGCCGGACGCCGCUAUUAAUUACUGCGGAAUAUGGGCACGAGGCUAUCGUGGAGCUGCUGCUCGAACAGGGCGCUAAUCUCGAGUCGAAAGAUAAAAAUGGCCGGACAUCGCUGUCAUGGGUUGCACGGAAUGGAAACGAGACUAUCGUUAAGCCGCUACUCGAGCAGGGUGCUGAUUUCGAAUCGAAAGAUAACUAUGGCCAGACGCCGCUGUCUAUUGCUGCGGAGAGCGGGCAAGAAGCCAUCAUGGAGUUGCUGGUCGAAAAGGGCGCUGAUCUUGAGUCAAAAGACAAUUAUGGCCGGUCGCCGCUGUUUAUCGCUGCGAUGAGGGGCCAUACCCAAGUUUUCGAGCUACUCCUUGCCCAUCAAGCCUCGCCCCAUAUCAAAGACCGUUAUGAGUCAACCCCAAUAUUUGCAGCUGUGAGAAAUGGACACGAAGCAAUGGUUAAGCGCUUACUUGAAUAUCAAGAUGGUAUGGACAUUAAAGAUGGUUUUGAUCGAACUCUUUUCUGGUGGGCCCAAAAGAGCGGCAAUGAAAAUAUUGUUCAGCUUCUGCUUGAGUUUUCGCAAAGAGCUGGAUUUUCAAUACCCGAGGCAGAGCUCGAAAUGGAAUAUGACGCGGUGACGUCGAUGAGAUCUUCGAGGUAUUGCGACGCGUGCACCCGAUUCUUUCUACCCCAUGAUUCAUAUUAUAAAUGCACGCUAUGUGACGAUUUUGAUGUAUGCACUGACUGCUAUGAUAUGGCUGGUCGGUGUAUAGACCAUCCCAAUGGGUUGAUGCUCAAAGUGGCCGAUCCUUGA
Penicillium longicatenatum is the source of this 3888-nucleotide messenger RNA. RefSeq lists its product as uncharacterized. Gene Ontology annotation, molecular function: protein binding; catalytic activity. The transcript has 2 exons. The coding region runs from base 1 to 3888 and encodes 1295 amino acids. Gene Ontology annotation, biological process: nucleoside metabolic process. NCBI's taxonomy places the organism in Eukaryota, Fungi, Ascomycota, Eurotiomycetes, Eurotiales, Aspergillaceae. The record is from RefSeq and is a predicted model, not a curated record.